Metarhizium acridum CQMa 102 is the source of this 1791-nucleotide messenger RNA. RefSeq lists its product as uncharacterized. The record is from RefSeq and is a predicted model, not a curated record. Lineage: Eukaryota; Fungi; Ascomycota; Sordariomycetes; Hypocreales; Clavicipitaceae.
AUGGACUCGGUCCAUGAUGCCAUUCUCGAUGUUGAGGGUAGGCUGGACUUGGGAGAUGCGUAUGAUAACGCGUUUGGCAUACAGACAAAGGCGCUGCCUCAGCGAUACCGUCUUAUUCACCGCGAGCAACCUGUUUACUCAAUGGAGGAUGAACCGUGGUCCGGGGGAAAACCUUUCAUGAUGAAGUUUCGAGACAAGUCAGGGCUUUUGAAAGAUCGGAACCUCAUCGAGUUGGUCCAGUACAUUAUGCAAACUCGAUUACGUGUUGCAAACCGCAUUGUUCAGGACGAAUGGGAGAUUGACGGCAAGCAAUUGAUCCGGGCAUUGCACGCAAGGGAUCAACCAGGCAAGAACAUCUCGAGCUUUGAAGACCAGAUGCAGCGUCUACCCAUGGCGCCAACAAAAAUGAACAAGGAACUUGUCCGAACUCAUCUUCAACUCUUGAGUCGAUUCAAAGCCUCGCUGGAUGGGAGUCCGCGGCCAAAGAAUCGUUUCAUGAAGCACUGGAUUCCAUAUUCGAUCCAGGAUCGGCUUGUUCUGCAUAUAGUUCUUUGUACCACGGCAAGUUUCCUCCACGAGACUGGUCGAUUACCAAAAGUUCUUCUCCACAUUCACAGGGCCACAACGGCGCAGAUGCUCAAUGAGUACAUUAGCUCUCCAACAUUGUGCACGAGCGACUCGGCCAUGCUUGCAGUCAUGCAACUGAUCCUGACGUCGUGGUACUGGAGCAGCACUGAAGAAUUGCAUGCUCACAUGACGGGUUUCAAAAAGAUGAUCCAACUUCGGGGAGGUUGUCAGAACCUCGGCAUGGAAGGCUUUACUAGCAAAAUUGCACUGCUCAAUGAUGCUGUGAUUGCUCUAUGUCACGAUACCGAACCUGUCAUGUUUGGCCAACCUGGAUUCGAAUUCGAUGACCCUUUUCGAGUGCCACUGCAAGUAAAUUUCAACUCACCGUUUCUCUUUAAUUGUCCGCCAUUCCUAAUUCCAUCGUCUUCGCUUCGACUGCACGUAACCACCGCGGAAAUUCUGGACGGCAUGCGGCAGCUGCUGCAGGCAAUUAUCGAGCUACCGGAUGAUGCAGGUGAUGCACAGCUGAGCACGAUUCACCUUAUGGCAGCAUCAAUGGUUGCUUACCUGGGGCAGCUGCCCGAUCAAGUCGUCUUAGAGUCUGAUGGUGGUCGUGAUCUUGCAUCUGACAUGUCCCCAGGCCAAAAGCGAAAGCGAGAGGAGUUUGACGAUCCAGCGACGUCAUCAAGGAGGUUGUCUGUCGCAGAUUCUGUUGGGGGCAGGUCGUCUGAUGAUCCGCCUGAUAUGGUGUAUCUUUGUGUUCGACUGACGGCUCUGAUCUGGGCUAGGGCUAUUUUGGAAAGGGUUCCUACUCGGGAGGUGUGUAGUGAAACGGAAUUCAUUCGUAUUUGGAGCUUUGCAUGGGCGGCUGGGCUGGAUAGGUGGUCAUCGUUGAGCGGCAUCUAUGCAUGGAUGAACAUUGCGAUUGCGCCGCUGUGCCACGCCACGAUCCAUGCGAGAAUGGUCAAGACAUUGACAGUAACGACGUUUACGUACAUGGGCACUGAGAACUGGCAUGUUGCCGCUGACAUUGCGUCUGCGGCAUUGAAGGUGCAGGCUUGGCUGCGAAAGGGCAGGGAAACCAAACCCACUGGAGCAGUGAGCGGCGCUUUUGGAGGUGAAAAGGCCAUUGAAGAUUUUGGAUUUGCAUUCAAAGAAAAUAUGCCGGAUUUGCCGGACCAUCGAUAUGAGAACCAGGCUGGGGAAGCGGAGAUUGAGGAUUAA